Molecule: messenger RNA, 5411 nt
Organism: Linum trigynum
Lineage: Eukaryota; Viridiplantae; Streptophyta; Magnoliopsida; Malpighiales; Linaceae
Source: the annotation of a GenBank genome assembly
CUUUUGUUGACCAACUUUUGUAGUGGGAAGAGGUAUAGGUCUUCGGUUUACAAAAGGGUUCAGCUCUAGAGAAGGUAGAGGUUCUCUAAGCUGGGGCUUGCGGAUCUGGAAUUCGGCAGUUUGAUCAGUGUUCAUCGUUUCUUCUUGUCUUUUGUAAUUGUGUUCUUUGUGUCAAAAUAGAAAAUUAAACAAAGGGUCUCCCAGACUGUAUUCUGGGACGUGGAAGUAAACCAUUGCACUUGGGCAAACCACGUUAAAAAGGUCUUUGUGUUCCUCAGUUUUCUGCUGCUUGCUUAGUUCCCGUUCUUGUUCUGUUUUCGUCUGGGUUUCUUAGCUCGAACAGAUGAAUGUUCUUGCUUUGAGAAUCUGCCCGCCAGUUAAGAGCACUUGAAACGAUUGGGCUGAAAGUCUCUAAGCCUGAUUCCUUCUUUUAUUAAGUCUUACAAAUCUAUCUAAUUGGGCUUUGUUUUAUUCUUAAGCCCAUUUAUUUUAAAGAGAAGGAACAAGGACGUUAUCUUCAAAGAAGGAAAUCUAUUCCUUCUUUUCGUCUCCUUCUUCCAUUCUUUUUCUUCUCUGUUAGUCUUUUCCUUUCUCCACAAUUCCAAUCCCUAAUUCCAAUCCCUAGCUUCUUUUUCAAAACAACUUGCAAAAAGUUCAACCUACACAUGGCUUGAGUAAAGGUACAAGCAUGGAAAAGAAUAGACUGGGGGCACGUCACCAACCAGAAAAGUUGGAUUGGUGGGCAUGCCAAGCAAUAUGCAACGUGCUCAAAACACUCAUGAUUGCAUAAAUUUAGGAGUUCAAAAGAGGAUAGACAAGGUUGUAAUAUGUCAACCAAACUUAUGGGUAUGGUGGCAUGCACAAGAAGUUUCAAUAUGCAUAAAAAAAAUGGUAAAAAAAUGGGGAAAGGUGGUUGUGGGCUAAGUAACAAAACUUUUAGGGUCUGGAAGCAAAGACAAAUGAGUCAUGUAUGUGGCAGUGGACUUGUAAAGUUUAAAUACCCAUCCCCUCAAAGUAAUGUGAAGAGUAGACAUGAAGCAGUUUGGGGAAAACCAAAGCAGAUAUGGGCUUGUGGCUUCCCUUCGGAUCCAAAAGAAUUGAGAAUACAUUAUGUACCUCAUAGAGCAACUCACAACCACAUGGGUCGAUGUUAACAACCAGAUGAGCUGGUUGGGAUAACUCGAGCAGAGAGGCAUAAUAUCACAUGUAAGGAUGGCAAAAAUCAUUUUGGAAAAUGACAACCUUUCAUUAAGAUGGAGAAUGCCUCUUUAGUGUAUACAUCUCAAUUGAAAGAAGGAAGUCAUGUGAUGUAUGGAUGGCUUGUGUGGUUUGACCAAUGGAGUUGGUAGUGAGUGUAUACCUAUGGAUCCUUAGUUACUGCUAAAGGCUGUGGAGAGUGGUGAUACUUCCCAACUCUUGUCAUAAAAUAUAUAAUUAAAUAAAGUGGUAAACAAGCCACUCAAGUUGGCUUUUGAAUGGUAUGACUCAAGUAAAGAAUACCAUCUCAGUUGAUGGAUGCAUGGAAGCAUCAAUUUAUAUAAGAAGAAUUGGAGUGACCUUGUCCUUAUAGAGAUGAGUUUUCUUUUAUUAGUGGGACACUGGAUAGCCUUCUAUCGUGUUUCAUUUACUUGGCCAGAAAGGAAUUGGAUUGCUAAUGUGAUUUGUUGUCUAGACAAAUAUGGCUACAUAAUCCAGUGUUUGUUUCGACUGGUCGUGUACUUUGUAUAAUUGGUGUCAACAACUUAGUUCAUAAUCUUUUAUGAACUAAGUUGGGGGGGGGGGGCAUUUGUAUUAACUAAAAUAUUUUUCAAUUAAAAUACUACUUAGAUGGUUUUGAAAACUUAGCGGAUUGCCUGGUUGACCGUAUGUUGGUGAAUAAUAGUUGGGGCAAGGUGACCAUCCAGUAUUUGGUCACCAUGUGCUAGUCUCAUGGUAACCAUCCAGUCUCAAAGUAGAUGGUACCAUCCCAACCUAUGGUGGAUCGUAUCACCCCAAAUAUCAUGGAUAUCAUCCAAUCCUGUGGUGGAUAAUACCAUCCCAAAUAUCAUGGAAACCAUCACAACUCUAUGGUGGAUGGUACCGUCCCAAAUAUUAUGGAUAUCAUCCCAACCCCAAAGUGGAUGGUACCAUUCAAUAUAGUGAACACCGUCCAACCUCUUAUUGGACGGUGACCAUCCCACGUCAUGAAUACCAUCCAAUUCUAUGGUGGAUGGUACCAUCCUAUAUAAUGGACACCAUCCAACCUCUUAGUAGAUGGUGACCAUCCUUUAUGAUAAACACCAUCCAAAGUACUAAUUGGAUGGUAACAUCGCGUAUCAUGGAUACCAUCCAAAAUACUAGUUGGAUGGUCCCAUCCAUAUUGAAACACGAUGACAUGAUGUGGCGUCUAGAGACUUCCUAUGAUGACAACCGACUUCGUAGAGGCUAAGCGGAGCUACUUUUCGGGAGGAGGAGAGAGAGAGCAGUUGGACGAGUUUGGGCAACAAAACCUGAAGCAAGACAGACAAUCAUAACACAACACAAAAGACAACUUGUCUCAUUAUCUUUGUAGUUUGUCAUUUACAGAGCUCUCCUCCAUGAAGGAUCCUCCAUAGCAAUAGUCUUAGUUGUAGUCGUGGAGCUCUCAAGUAAUCUCCAUAGGAAUAUUGUAAGAUAACUUCGAUUCCACAUACACCAAACACCUUCGUUCGAAGAGGUGUGGACCGUAGUAACGAUCGUCACCUUCAUAGAAGUCACCCGCAACCCAACCACCCAUUUUUCUACCGAUGACAUCGGUAUACCGCUUCUUCCAUUUCCGCGUCCGAUUAUCGAUAAAUACGGUUAACGGUUUAACCGUUAACCGCAAUACCGUUUACCAUCUCUAGGGUGUUUGGAGUAAAAUGAAAAGAUCUCCUGCUGGUAGGGCUGGGAAACAGUCCGGUUCGGUUAAAACCGGACCGGAUUAACCCGGCUUUUUGAAACCGUAUUGAACAAUCUCAUGACCGAAGACGGGAUUGGAUUAUUACCCGGUUUUAACCAAACCUAAUUGGAUACAAAACGGUUUGGUCCGGUUUUGUUUAUUCCCUAGCCAAAAACGCUGGCGUUUAAACAAAAUUGAUAAAGAAAAAUUAACUCUCACCUCCCACUCGGUACACACUCACAAAAUCCCCAAUUACCCUGACAAAACCCCAUCCCCUAGUCUCUUGUCGCCGCUCUCUUCUGGUAAAAUAUCCCAAUCCAUAUUCCCCAUCUCUAAUCCCUAGCUCCGAUUCUACUUCCGAGUUCAUCCAUCCAUCACCUUUCCUUCUUCAUCUUCCCACCUCCCUCUCCGCUGUGAUAUCUCCCCGAAGUUGUGCUCGCCGGCCCCGCAUCCUCUUCCUCCAUACACGAUAUAUCCACCGAUUGGCGAGUAGAGCCUCCGAUCUGAGUCCGGAGAUGGUGAUUGACAACAAGAGUGCGACAACACCUGCAUGCACCGCCACCGUCAUACAAAUCGUGAACAGAAGUGCGACUUCCCUUGCAUGCACCACCACCGCCUUCAAAUCGGGGGCGGUUUCAACUCUGAAAUCAUCGUCUCCAUUGUCGUUGCUAUCACCGUCGUCGUUGCCCAAAGCAGUGAGGAGACCUCGACCACGACCAGAAUGGGCAACUCGGUGCCGUCGGGGAGGAGAGAAGAGUCAGCGGCUGCUUCGAUGGUUGAGCGGAGAUUUCGACCGCUCGUCUUCUUCUUCGAGACCAGCCUAUGGGAGGCGGCGAGAUAGGUGAGUUCGUGAGUAUCAGAUUGGGUGGCCUUGACGAUUAGGGUUUUGAAAUAUUUGAGCUUUUGUGUUUGAAUGGGCCUAUAUUUGAGAGGGGAUUUGGGCUUCAGGGUUGGGUUGGGUGCAAGGCUAGGCUGAUCCAGUUUUUCGGUUUUUCCCGGUUUUAACCGGGUUAUAUCUGGUACGGUUUUUCUCCAAAUACUAGCAACCGGAAUCCGGAUCGGACUGGGUUGUAUCCGGUUUCCUGUUGCAACCAGGACGGUUUAAAUUGGCCGGUUUUCGGUUUGACCGGAAAACUGUAACCGGAUUUCCAGCCCUACCUGCUAGUUUGUUGCUGAAAAUUAUAACUGAUAAUGAAGGGUAUUGCGCAAGAUGUGUUGAUUUUGCUAGUAUGUUAGCAAGCUCGAGUUUUGGUAGUAGAUUCUGUGUACAGGGAGUAUAAUGAGAGUAGUGAGUAGUAUUGAGUAAAUAACCAUAACAGUGAACUGUAAUUUUCUCGACAAGCUUGAUUUAGUUGAUCAAUUGAAAGCUUAAUAAGAGAACAACAAUUAUCAACUAAAGCUAGAGAUCGGCUGAGGGAUGGCUGUGUGUAAGCACUUGCACAUGAAGAGCCGGGCUUCUGAAUCCAUCCAAAAUUAUAAAUCGUAGCUGUUUGCAGAAACAGGCCAAGGAAACGUCAAUUUCCCAGACGAAUCACACCCAAUUGAUCUGAAGCUUCUACGUCCAUAUAUAGAUGUACAGUUAAUCGCCGCAAAGUUUGGCUACCGUCAACUGCGCCUAUAGUAUAGUGGUGGAAUCGACCCCCCAGUCUUACCUUUCCUUUGUUUCGCUUUCAGCGGGAUAUAACCGCGUUGCCUCCAUUUGAGCUUUGAUUUGAUGGUGAUUACCAUAUCAUUUGCAAUCUUAUUUCCAUGUAUAUCCCCUGUCAUUGAUAUAGAUAUGCCUGGAUGUGAAGGACAAGUUCAAUUUGGUGACAAGAUUAAAUGGACGGGUGAUAGAUUGGAGGGUUGCAGAGUACACUUUUGGAGUGACCUGACCGGAACAGCUAGCUAGGAGCUGUGUGGAAAUGAAUGAAUAUAUACUAGUUCAAAUGGAGUACGGGACUUCCACGGAAACGUGCCUUUGAUUCGGGCGCAGCCAUAUAUAUGUAUAGUCCUGAAACCGACGGUAUUUUUCUGUUCAAGUGGGGGUUUCCCCUCUUUUUGUCUUUAUUAAAAAAGACAAGAUUGAUGUGCAGUGCAGACCGAUGGUGUUACUGUGAUAACUGUUUUAACCGGUAGUAUUUGGUUAAUUUGGAUAAUUGGUUGUGUUUGAUUAAAUUUUUUAGCUUGUUUGAUUUCGGUGGUUUGGUUUGGUUUCAGACACUUCUAAGUCCUAACCAAUCAAAUCAAAUUAACCAGUUAAGUAAUUAGUCAUGUCUAUUAUAUACAUAUAUUUGGUUAAUAUAUAUUAUAUACAUAUAUUUAAUACUUGAGUGUCAAAGUUCCCUCCCUUUUAGCCUCAUAAAAAUAAAGCUCAAUAUUGUUCCUCUAUUGUAUAUUGUAUAUGUAGAGUGUAAACCGCAACAUAUGAAAGUCUAGUUUAGAUAAAAACUCAUACAUUAUCUUGAAUGAAAAUUUGAAAGGAAUGUCUUUUUCAGCCUAUGAUAAUAGCUAAUAGACUAAGUCAAUUUAC